This is a messenger RNA of Polypterus senegalus (gray bichir), 9575 nucleotides long. RefSeq names its product pro-neuregulin-2, membrane-bound isoform-like. The transcript is spliced from 12 exons. The coding region runs from base 1685 to 3961 and encodes 758 amino acids. NCBI's taxonomy places the organism in Eukaryota, Metazoa, Chordata, Cladistia, Polypteriformes, Polypteridae. Gene Ontology annotation, biological process: nervous system development; animal organ development; intracellular signal transduction. Gene Ontology annotation, molecular function: signaling receptor binding. The record is from RefSeq and is a predicted model, not a curated record.
GGCACAUGCAAAAUAUUAGACUUGUUAAGUCAUGUCUUGUAUGAUACCAUCAAAUUUGUUAUAUAGUGACCCUCUUAAAAUUUUGCAUUAUUGAUUAUUUUCUUUCCUACUGCUUUAAAACACAUUUGCAGUUGUAAAUUCUUUAUGUGGUGUAAAAUAAAUGAGUAAAAUGAAAGAAUUAAUAGUUCAGUGUCAUUGUGUCAUUUCAUUUUUUUAUCCUGAUACAGGCUCAAUAGGCUAAAGUUGCCUGAAGACAGCAAUCACAACCGUUUUCUUUAUUGAUAAAGAAAGCUUCUUUCUUUCUUUCUUUCUUUCUUUCUUUCUUUCUUUCUUUCUUUCUUUCUUUCGACAGGAGCUGGAAUGCUGCAUUCUCCUCUUACCUGCAAUGAGCCGCCUCUUUCCAACAGCAGGGGCCGCUGUGUGUAUGAAAUUGACAGCUUUUCAAUUCCACUCAAAAGACACAAUUGCUUCAACACCGCUUAUUUACAAUUGAUGUAUAAAAUAUUGGCCUUAUUUGACAUAUCAAGUAUCGUAUUUAAAGUCACCACUUCCUAUCAUAAAAUAGCAAUUUGUUAUGGUUAAUACCACUGCAGAUAUUACACGCAAGUCUGCAACAAUACGUACAUACGCAUUUGAAUAUUAGCGUGGCAAUUCUGAACUGCUGUAUGCGUGUACGUAAUUGUCCGUAUUUAUACAGUUAAUUGUAACUGAUGCUUACGAAUCGUCAUUCUGGAUUACUGCGGCCCAAUGAAACUGAGCGUCUAUAUGUUCAAUACUACCGAUCUAAUGCAGCAUUGACGUGUUGGUAUCUGUUUAGUGAGGCCACAGCACUGGAUGUGACCGGAAUGUAAUUUAUGAUACAGUAAGAGAAUUAAUAAAUUGGGAGCCAUAAAUUACGACAUAUUUCAAGAAACGGCUCGGUAUUGCAUUUUAAGUUAUUCCUGCCUAUUUUUCAUGCUUGGAUCGAUGCAAUUCUUGGACUGAAAAUCUCAGUAAUGCAAUAUUCCCUUCGAUGUCUAAGGUCUGCAAAAUAAAAUCAGGAAUCCCUUUGCCUGUGAUAAGUUGCGGACGGACGAAACUGCGCGCAGACAGCUGGUCUCGCUCUUUACGGCUCUGUGGGUACGUGCUUUUAUGAAGGGACAAUAAAUAGACAGUUUUGCAGUGAUGUUGUUUGCCGGGUAGGUAGUCCUCUCGCAACGAUGCUACACGUAAAAGGACAUAUUUUGCAGCUUUCCUCCGCAACGGAUCUGCGAGACAUGCCCUGUCAGAUCUGUAGCGCCUGUGGCUCUGGAUAGGCUGGUGAAUUUCUGCGUGUGAACAGAAGGAGGACGGCGACUGCGAAAGCCGGGGGGUAUUGCAGGUGAUUCUUCAAUAAAUAAUACAUACGCAAAUGUAUAUUUUUUUGCAAUCUGCAUUUUCAAAUAACUUUCGAGAAGAAUGCUUCACGGGGUUUUAAUCCACUAGCAUUACGCCGUUUCCGGUUCCUAGCUGGUGUUUCCCCGUUGCAAACUAUUGGAAAAGCAGCAUAUCCAAAUGGCAUGGACACUUACGCAAGGUCUGUUGCUCAGCCGUGUUACCGGAGCCUAUUUGCAGUCUCUUACUUCAACUCAGCUCCAUCAUCAUCAACCAACAACAACGAGAGCACUGCAGCAGCAACAGCGACCACAAAGCCAGAGCAGACGGCAUGAGGCUUGAUCCAGUUCAUUUCUCCAUGCUGGUCAUCGGGGUCUCCUUCGCCUGUUACUCCCCGAGUUUAAAUUCUUUGCAGGAUCAGGCUUUCAGAUCGGCGGUGGUCAUUGAAGGCAAGGUGCAGUCAGUGGCUAGUAAUGUCACCAAGGAGCCCCACAGUGUGAAUGUGAAAGUGCUGGACGUGUGGCCCCUCAACAGCGGGGGUCUCCAGAGAAACCAGCUAGUGACCAUCGGGGAUUUUGGUUCAGAGGCUCCGUGCGUCAAAGUAAAAAAGAACCACAAAUACAUUUUUUUCAUGGCCCCAACUGAUGAGCACUUAGUAUUCAAGGCAUCGUUUGCUCCUGUAGACACCAGCGGGAAGAAUCUAAAAAAAGAUGUUGGGAGGAUCUUGUGCGAGGACUGCGGGGCUGCCCCACAGUUGAACAGGUUCGAAAAUAUUACAGUCCGUGAGGGAGAAAAGCUCACUUUGAAAUGUGAAGCUACAGGAAACCCCAUUCCUGAAUUCAAAUGGUUUCGAGAUGGGAAGAAACUGAAGAAGAGUAAAGAGAUAAGGAUACGACAUGGAAGGAGAAACUCCAGGCUGCAAAUUGCAAAAGUUAAGGCUUCAGAUGCAGGAGAGUAUACUUGUGAGGCAGAGAAUGCUGUAGGAAGUAAUUCAUUAAAGAGCAAUGUCACUGUUCAGAGUGACACUUUGUAUGACUCAACUACUACCAUCUUGGAUGACACUUCUAAGCAGUCUGUAGCUUCGCUUUCUUCUGUUACCCAGAAUGCAACACAGCAUACAGCUCAGGCAGAAGGCAGUUUGAAGCCAUUAACAGAGAAUGUCUCAACACCAGCCACAACACCGUCUGGUUCUGGUCAUGCCAGGAAGUGCAAUGAAACUGAAAAGGCUUACUGCGUUAAUGGUGGAAUCUGUUACUACAUUGAUGGCAUAAACCAGCUCUCUUGCAAGUGUCCAAAUGAAUUUACAGGUGAUCGCUGUCAAACCUUCGUAAUCGCCGGUUUCUACCGGCAUCUUGGAUAUGAAUUUAAGGAGGCAGAGGAACUCUACCAGAAGAGAGUCCUAACAAUUACUGGAAUAUGUGUAGCUUUAUUGGUGGUGGGGAUUGUGUGUGUGGUCGCAUACUGCAAGACAAAGAAACAAAGAAAGAAAAUGCACAAUCACUUAAGGCAGAAUAUGUGCCCUGAUCAUCAGAAUCGAAAUUUAGCUAAUGGGCCAAAUCAUCCCGGGCCAGGACCGGAAGAGUUACCGAUGGUUGAUUAUAUUUCAAAGAACGUACCUGCAGCAGAGCGAAUAAUACGGCAUGAAGCAGAAACGUCUUUCUCUGGAAGCCAUCCUUCCUCUACUUCCCAUCAUUCCUCAACAGCCACUCAUACAUCUAGUCACAGGCAUGAAGAUCGUACAUGGAGCUUGGAUAGAACAGACAGCAUUAUUUCAGACUCACACUCUGGCAUUAUGUCAUCAUCUGUGGGAACUAGCAAAUGUAACAGUCCUGCCUGUAUUGAAGCCCGUACCCGACGUGCUGCACACUGUGGAAUAAUUGAGCCCAGACGCGCAAUGAUGCAUUACAGGGACUCUAUAGACUCACUCAGAGACUCUCCACAUAGUGACAGGUAUGUGUCAGCUCUCACCACGCCUGCCAGACUGUCACCAGUGGACUUCCAUUAUUCACUGCCUACUCAGGUGCCUACUUUUGAAAUCACUUCACCCAACUCUAGCCACGCAGUAUCCCUGCCCCCAGCUGCUGCCAUGACUUACCAUAUGGAAGAAGAGCAGCCUUUGCUACGACAGUACCAGGUGCCAUUGCAAGACGUGCAAAGACAUGACCCUUAUUACCAAAGGCGUAGCUAUCUGAAUGACAGCACAGGUAGCCUGCCUUCUAGUCCUUUUCGAAUGGUGGAAGAUGAUGAAUAUGAGACCACCCAGGAGUACCUUUCUGCAUUGGAGCAACCAAAGAAAACAGCAAGCAGCAGUAAACGGUGGAGAAAAUCUAAAGUGAAUGGUCACAUAAGUCAAAGACGGGACAUUAUCAGAGACUUCAGCUCCCAAAGCUGCAUGUCUAUCAGUGAUUCGGAGGAGGAGCAAGCAGGAGAAAGCACUCCUUUCUUAAGUAUGCAGAACAUGAACAUGACAGCAAAUGCAGAACCUUCAACUGUCUACAGACCAGGUGACAACAGGACUUAUUAUUCAUUCAACAGACACACUGCACGUGGGAAUUUACAGACCAGAAUAACGCACACACGAUCAAAACAGGACUCUGCUCCUCUUUAAAAAUAAAUCAAAGUGAUAAAAUGCUAUAGAGCUGCAUCUAUAAGAAAUAUUUUUAUUUUAUAUAACAGACAGAUAUUCUAAACAAAUGAAAUAUUUUAUUUUCAUUUUAGCAAAACUUGUCUACUAGCUAACAGCAAAGACUUUUUUUUUAUAGGGAAAACUAUUUAUAUGUACUAUUUGAUUUACAGCUUAAGAAAAAAAAGAUGUGCCAAUUUUUUCACUUCUUAAAAAUAGAAUAAUAUUGUGGUGCCUUUUGCUGUAUGCUGAUGCCAGUUUCUGCUGAGGUCUGAAUUUUUUGUAGCUUUUCCAAUACGGACUCAUCAUUUUUUAUAGACACGUUCCUUCCUGAUUCUUUUGUUUGGGGUGAGUUCCCAUUUUCAACAGUGUUAAUGAAUGUUAUCCUUUAAUGUUGGUUUAACAUCAUGCAAUAUAACCUGCUCAUCCAUAAUAUGUAUGUUUAUAUUCAAAAGAAAAGACCGUGGGGAUGCAAUUAUAAUGAAAGAUGCAAUAUGUUUCUCAAUGUUGUAAGAUGUGAACAUGAACACAACAGAUCCAAACAGUUGUAAUUUUAUUAAUUCCAGAUAUUAAGAUAUUAAUCUGUCUGGAGCAAUGCCUUUUUCUUGAGAAAGAAACACAGUCAUACAAAUGUAAUUUCUUUUCAGUUCUCUGAGUGAAAGUGGGCAUGUGUGUAUAUCUUUCCCAAUACAGUACUUACACACACACAUAUAUAUAUAUUUAUAUAUAUCUGUAUAUAUUCACAGUAUAAAUUUAAAACUGAAUGUGUGUGUAGAUUAUAUAUACAUGCCAUAUAUAUUUCCACACACAUAUAUUUACAUACUGUAUAUGCAGACAAUACUCUUAAUAUUGGCUGAUGCUGAUAUUGUAGAAUUCCUGAAUCUCCUUUUGCUUUGUAAGUCCUUCGGCUUUUCUUUUAUCACCUAAUGUUAUUUUUACCCCCCUCUUUCUGACCUGUUUCUUCUUGCUGCCAUAAUGUUGAAUGUAAAAAUUUAACCGAUCAGUUAUUUUUUAUGCUUUAACAAUAUUACAGAUACAUUCCAGUUUAAGCAAUGUAGAUCAGUGAUUUUAUGAAUACAUUCAAUUUCAAGUGUAAGGAAUAUGUAGGGCAAAUGUCCCUUUCAGAUAUCUAAUGGGUUUUGUGUGAUUGAAAAAAGUUUUUAUUCAUUGUAAUUUCACAGAAAGCCAGGGCCUGUUCCAGCAACAAAAAAUGUAAAGGCAUUCACCAGGAUGUGAUGUCCUUUCUUUUGAGGUCAAACUCAUCACACUGUCACACCGGGCUAGUUUAGAGUUAUCAUUUAGACCCUCAUACACUAGCAUUCAGAGUAAAUCCAUGAAAACGCAAAUAGAGUAUGCUUGUUUUACAACAAUGACAGGCUGGGAAUUGAACCCUUGUCUCUUUUGCUAUCAGGGAGCAAUGUUUUCUACCAGCCAUAUAAAGGCUGAAACUGAAUAGCAUUUAGAUCAGAAAUAAUGGGAUUGAAAUUAAACUGCCAAGAUUAAAGAAGCAUCUUGAGCUUUGAUUAUAAUCAUCAUGAUGACAGGCAAAUGUAAAAGUUUACCUCAGCCUACACCUAAGAAAACACUAUGAUGUUUUAAUUAGAUAACUAUUUUCCCCUUAGGUGAUAUUUUAUUAUAAAAACAAUUUCAAAUGGUUGAGUUGUCAUGUAGCUCAUGCAAAUAAUCAAAGCAGCAUUUCAAAGGUUCAGCUAGAAGCAUGCUUCAGUUGAGGUGGCAAAAGUUACACCAUUUGAAUUGCUUGUUUACUACGGACUCGACUUGGUGUUCUUCUCCAGGAGUCCCAAAGGGACAGUCAAAAUGGUAUCCGGCUAUCUCACAUUAUCAGACUUUAGAAAUAUGGUAUUCAAGUACAGACAGUAAAUAAAGAACAGUGGAACUUGUUUUAAAUAGAGAAAGAAAGCACCUUCAGCACUGAAUCAGAUCAUAUUAGUGCGAAGGUUCAAAUUUGUCUUGGGGUACAUUAACAUGUCAUUUUUCAUAUUCAGAGACAGGGUGUUAAAAAUAUAGGGUAGAGUUAACAUUAACAGUAUGGAGCCAGUAGCACUACACAAAACACCCACAGAUAAAAUCUUUCUGAAAUAAACACAGUACAAAUGCAAGCAUAGGCAAGUAAAACUAAAUUUUAACAUCAGGCUCUAUAUACAUUUUGUGAUCUUUUCACAGUUCAUUGCUGUAUUUCAUUUUAAUCUACUGUACAUUUUUAAAACAGAACAUUCUCAUCAUUUUGGCCUCCAUUAACUUUACAUGUUCACUUGACCUUUGACACAGAGGCUGUGAUAGUCCGAGUUGGCUUUGCAGUCCUUGGCAGCUUGAACCCAGGACUUUUGAUAAAGACACAGAGGAACAGCCGGACAAAUGAGGGCACACACAGUCGACAAGAGAUGAUAUAAAGUGCUUUGUGCUUUUAUUCCACAAAAUUAAAAGCAUGUGUAAAUAGAGCAGUGCAAAGUUUCUUCCUAAAAUAAAUAAUCUAAUAAAAUCAAGUGUUCUUCAGGAGGUUAAAACCAAACAAUAAAUAUCCACUUAAUAACUACGUUAAAAAUUCUGGACAGAAAAACAUUUUUAAAAAAGCAACCUGAGCCACUGUGCUUCCUUUCUAAAAACCAACGUCUCCUCUGCUUACCCUGAUGGGAUCUCUUUAGUUUGAGGAGACCCCUUAAUACCCCUUAAUACUUGCUCAUUUUUCUGCUGCCAGUCCUAUGCUGUUGUAUGGGGCACCGCUCCUUCAUUGAGCACAUGGCCGCUUCUGCUCCAGAAGACACUCAGCCGGAGAGACCUCUACCCUCAAUUGCUGGCCAAGUGCUUCUCUUGGGCUCUCUCUUGGCACAGCACAACAAACCUCUCUCAUCACAGAGGCACCCAGAGACCCAUAUGCAGACUUAUAUAUUCAAGGCUCCUCUGUAAUCCUUCCCAUCUUUACAUUCAUUUUUUGUUUCCUUAACCUCCAUCUACUUAUUUCCUUCUCUUUUUUUUUUUUUUUCGUUAUGUGUCCAGCCCAGGCUCCUUUUUAUGCUCCUAUCAGGUACAGGUGCUGGAAUCACUUGCUCCAAGAUGUGAACGAAGCACUUGACUGAUCCACUUGCAUUUGUACAUGAAUGUGCAAUCGGACAAGCAAUUGAAUCAUCCAUGGAACCUGCACGCUCCAAAACUUCCAAGUUAUGGAUUUAAAAUACACAACACCAUAGACCUCUCUCAUCACAGAGGCACACAGACCCCCACAUACAGACAUAUACAUUCACAUACUGUAGGCCCACCACAGUAAAAUAUUAUUUUAAAUAUUUAGCUCUUGAAAAACAUUUGAGAGUCUCCAAACAUUCAUUUUUUUUACAUUUAUUAAAGAUAAUGUAUACAGUGUAUAUAAAUCAAUGAUAAAAUUAUGGUAAUUCAACUAAGAAUUACCCCACCAGACACUUUUAUCUUAGAUCGUAAUAAUAAAAUGCCAUCUACUUGAUAGUUAGUAUUUAUUGACCAUAUUAAAUUUCUAAACCUUUGGUUUCAUUAUACUUAAAAUGUUUUUUUCACUCAAGCAGUAUAAAUUAUAUUGGCUAAUGAUACAUGGUCUUGGCAUCAUUAUACUACUGAGACCUUUAAUGUGGUAACAUUUGGCAGGUCUUGUGAGCAGCAUGAGAAAAUGUUGUGUUGCGCAUGAUGUUUCCUUCUAGUUUCUGUGGAAAUUCGUCAUUUCUAUAGAUGGACAGAUUUCUAAUAGUACACACCAAAAACUUUUUGUAUGAACCUGCUAAUCUGAUUUAGUAAACUUAGAAUGCAGGCUACAAUUUUUACUGUAGUCCUCAGGCAUUUGGGUUGUUGAAUGUAAGACUACCACCAUAACAAAGAAGACAUCAAAACUACAUAUUUUCAUAGGUAGAAAAGUGCAAACUGUAUAGUUACUUGUGCAAAUUAAAUAUGCAAAUACCCAAUGAAACUUUGUGUAGUCAGUCAGUCAUUUUCACACUCACUAAUUCCAAUCUGGGGUCACGGGGAUAUACACCUAUAUAUUCUCAUUUCCUUGUUAAUGGAUUUCACAGCAAGGAUUUAUCUGAAAAGUGAAAAUAAGUUCAAGGAUGAAGUAUGCUGUAGACUAGCAUGAUACUGCAUGCGAUAUGUGUUGACAGUGAACCAAAGACAGAUAGUAGAGAGCUGUUAUGAAAAUCUUAUUUCCGCAUACAUUCACACAUGCAGAUUGGUCAAUGGGAAGUUGUGUAAAGUAUACAUUAUGAAAGCAGACAGCUGGAGUGGCAAACAUGUUGUAGACUUUUGAAACUGUGACUAUGCUAAGCAUGUUGCAUUUACCGCCACAUUACUUGUACAGUAAAUCAUAUGCUGUAUUUGAAUAAAGGCAACUUUACUCAUCAGAUACAAUAACACUAUACAGGCUCCUCAAGCCUUACUCCUUAAAAUCCCACAAAUUAUUUUUAAGUCCUUCUACAUUUAUUGCACAUGCAUUUGAUAUAGCUGUAAAUUUGUGAGACUGUGUGUAUGUGCUUGUGUCCAAGUCAUCUGAAGAAACAAACUGGAUCUUUGACCUAGUAUGAACUGGAAUAAAUUCAUUUAGAGUGUUUUCCCUUGUAUUGUACCUUCUAAACUCUCCAUCUUUAAACAUGACUAUAUUUGCGUCUUAAUGUAGCAAAGUUACAAAUGGUUGAACAAUGUAAUUUCUGAAAAAAAAAAAAAAAAUUGCUACGUUGUAAUUUUGGAAUGGAAUCAGAAACAUCAGGGAAAGGUAAAAUUGCUAGGUAGAUUUAACACACAAGUGUAAUAUUCAGAGGUGUCUUAUAUUGGAAAGUCAUUUAUCAGCUUUGCUGAAAAUCAGGCCAUUAGCAAGAGAAAAUGUCACCAUCAUGUUGUAAAAUAAUUGCAUAUACAAAGCAGUGCGAAUUGAACUGUUUGGGUAAAGUUUCUACCAAAGCAUUUACUCCAGUAACGGUGAACUCUUUCAGACAAUUAUUUUCUGGUUAUACAUAAUGUAUUUAUUUUCUUUUAAUCAUAUAAUUUCAAUUACAUUGUCAAAAGCAGCAUAAAUUAUUUAUUGAGGAGAAAGAGGCAUCCACUGCUAUCAAAAAAAAAAAAAAAAUCACUUGGGUCUUAAUUUUUCCUGAUGUGUAAGGUGCAGUGCUAAUAGUGCAUCACUGAAAUGACUCUUUUGGGGUUUGACGCGUCUCCCUUUGUAAAACUGUCACUUUGAAAAUCCUUUGGGGGGAGGGCUUGAUAUGAAUGAAUGCAGUGCUUCUAAUUUAUUUGUGAAAGCACCCGUUUAAGGUCACUUUUGUCCUGCAGGGAUCUGUUUGUUUGUUUGUUUGAUUUCAGUUAAUGUAGCUUUAAAAAUAAUCAGUAAAAUAACACCUUGAUUCUGCAUGUUCUUGGCAAAUCAGAGAGGUGGAUGCAUGGAAAAGCUGCAACAGAAAAGAUUUCCAGAUUUAAAACGAAAGAGUAUUAAUUUUAACAUUCAGCAAUAAAGUCCCUUUACAUGUUCAUUACAGAAAACUACUAUAGAUUUUGCCAGAUUAUCAUUAAUUCUUGUAAAAUAAAUACUGAACCACCUCUUGAAAAAAUAAACCUUUAUUCAUUACAUUUUUAA